GGCGCGCGGGCCGGGAGGCUGCGCCCACCCUGCGGCGGCGGCUGCCGGGCGAAGCCAUGGGCACGGUGCCGUCCGCGCUGAAGCACUGCCUCAGCUACCAGCACCUCCUCAAGGAGCAGCCGUGGAUCGCGGAGCCGUCCGCGGCCGCGCACCCCGCGCAGGAGCCUCAAGCAUCUGGACUGCCUCAAUACAUAAAGAUUGUAGAAGUUGGCCCAAGGGAUGGAUUACAAAAUGAAAAGGUGAUAGUCCCAACUGAUACAAAAAUUGAGUUGAUCAACCGGCUUUCCAAAACAGGCCUGCCGGCAAUAGAAGUGACCAGUUUUGUCUCAUCCAAAUGGGUGCCUCAGAUGGCAGAUCACGAAGAAGUAAUGAGGGGCAUUGAGCGGCAUCCUGGAGUCCAAUAUCCCGUUCUCACACCUAAUCUUCAAGGUUUUCAUUCCGCUAUUGCAGCAGGAGCUACAGAAGUCUCAGUAUUUGGUGCAGCAUCUGAAUCUUUUAGCAAAAGGAAUAUUAAUUGUUCAAUUGAAGAAAGCAUAGAAAGAUUUGAAGAAGUCAUUAAAUCUGCAAGGAAUAUGAAUAUUCCAGUGCGUGGGUAUGUGUCCUGUGCCUUGGGAUGCCCAUAUGAAGGAAACAUUGUACCAGAUAAAGUGGCAGAAGUAUCUAAGCGGCUGUACAGUAUGGGCUGUUAUGAAAUCUCUCUGGGAGAUACAAUUGGUGUGGGGACACCUGGAAGUGUGAAAAAAAUGCUGGAAGCUGUUAUGAAAGAAAUUCCUUUGAGUGCUCUUGCUGUUCACUGUCAUGACACAUAUGGCCAGGCGUUAGCUAAUAUCCUCACAGCCAUACAGAUGGGAGUUGCUGUAGUGGAUUCAUCUGUUGCAGGACUUGGUGGUUGUCCCUAUGCAAAAGGUGCUACUGGAAAUGUAGCCACAGAGGAUGUGAUAUACAUGCUGAAUGGUUUGGGGAUCAACACAGGAGUAAAUCUUUGUGCUGUGAUGGAAGCUGGAAACUUCAUCUGCACAGCAUUGAACAAGAAAACAAACUCAAAGGUUGCACAAGCUUCCUUCAGUACUGGAGCUAUCAAUUAAAUGGAUUUUUCUUUUUGCAGCUUGAUUACAUUUUCCAUUUACCUUGACCAAGGACAUUUGCAUCAGGAAAAGAAACAAGAAAACUAUUGCAUCAAGGAAGCAAAAUGGAACUGAUAAAUAUAUUUUUUUUUAAUGGGAAGAAUUAUUGUGCUGUACUGUCAGGAAUUGUCUGAUUUGUAAGUAAGAAAUAAAUGACUGUAGUACAGAACCCUGUACUUGGUACUUCUACAGAUGAGAACAGUGUAUAAACGCCAGGAUAUUUUACCAUGUUUUAAAUUGAAUUUUUAGUUCUUUUCAGAAAAACCAGGUACAAGCAAUGAGUACAUAGUUAAAUUUUAAUCAAGAUGUCUUUCAGAACAGUACAAAUAUUUUCAGUAGUUUAUGACAUCUCACACUGUGUGUGGCCAUUCUAUUAUGUAUUUUAUUUAUCUGAAUUCUCACUUUUCCUUUGUCAAGUCACUGUUAUGAACAUGGAGCCAAAUCUGAAGUCACCAUAAGAAACUUUUAGCAAUAGAAUUUCUUUUAAAUUUAACAUCUGUUAAAUUAUGGAUGACUUUAUCUUGUUCCAAGACAUUGUGAUGAAUGGCACUCUGCCAGAUCCUUCAAAUCCUCCUGCAAAUUUCCUUAUUUGUUACAUAUGUUAAAUAUGUUGUAGUUGCCUUUUUUGGUCAACUUAUUAAAAUCUAAUUAUAUGAAGCAAGUAAAAAACUGGCAAGGUUUUCAACAUCAUUCAUGUUCAUAGUGGUGUAGAAGAGGCUACAUUUUCAUCCAAAGUUUGAACAAUUAGAUUUUUCCAUUCUGUAGGUGAUGAACUGAUAUUCUCAUUCAGAAGUCACAGUUGUUUUAGGAUAAUAGUAUUUUGCUGGACUAGCUUACACAAGGGAGACAAAUUAUUUUUUGUGCUCUACUGAUAAUGAUACUGUUCUUUUAAAUGCCUUAGUUCAACAAGAUGCUAAUGAACUGCAAUUCAAUUUUUGAUCAAUAAUGAACAAAUGGACAAGUUCAAAGAGCCUUAUCCUAUUUAUAAGUGUUCAAGUGUGCCAUGAAAAUACUGUCAUGUUUUUCAGCCUGAAACUUCAGUACUCCUACUGGUUGGUUGUGUAGGAUCUGUCUAUACUUCUCUGUGUACUUAACCUUGAUCUGUAUUUUUUCUGAACAUGGCCUGUUGACAGGAAAAUCUAAAACCCUGGACUGUGGUCUUCAUCUAUAUUCUCAAUUUUCCUCAAAAAUGUGAAAUCUUUUCAAAAGGUAAGAUGAAAGAAAGUGAAAGAUAACACAUUAAAAAAAAGGCUGAAUAAUUUUUUGUCUGGAACUCAAGUCUGCCAAGUUACAGCUGAGUCAUAGUUUGCCUUUGAAAUACCAAAGUGGGUUUUUCUGAGAUCUUUUAGCCAGCUAUGUCGUUCAGAAUUGGCAUAACUUAAGAAAGUCAAUCUUUGCAUUCCAGGCAACGCUAAGCUAUAAAUUUGAUAUAAUACCUCUAUCCUGUUUAUGCCACAAAUUUUAUAGUCAAAAUUAAUUGUAAGCUACUUUGUUUCACUCUUCUCAUGGUAAAAGUUAAAGGAUAAACAAAGAAAUGUGUUCAGGUGAGGCAAGAAAUAUCUUGCCUGUUAUUCCAAAAUGCUAAAUCGUUCCUGUAGAAUCUACUAAGACUUUCAAGUACUCCAAGAUGUGAACAGCCUGAUUUUCUUGACCUACUCUAGAUACAUGGUUGGAUCACCACAAAAAAGCUCUUUCCUCUUUUUACCGUGUUUCAGUUGGGACUUUGCUAUUUAGCAGCCACUAUAGCUCAUAUACCAAAACAUGAACUUAAAUAAAACUAGGUCUUGAACCAUUCACAGACUUUAAAAUUCUGUAAUGGAUUAUAGCCAAUGAAGAGGUGAGGAAACUGCAGCAGUAUUUAGAGUGUAUUCACUCUAAUAAUUAGUAGUUAAGCCUAAACGUAGUGCCAGAAUUGACAUCUUAAAGACUCCCUAAUUUAUAUGCCAUUUACUCCUGAAGGUGACUAACCUUACUGUAAUACUUUCCUAUUUAAUAAUAAAUUUUCCUGUUUAGUUUUCUCUGCAGGCAUAGAAUUGGCUCAUUUUGAGCUCAGGUGAGCAGUUUUCAUGUAGGUCCUGAUGAAUUUUCUUCCACCCAAGACCCUCUGAGCAACCAUGUUUAAUUGACAUAAACAAUACUGAACUUCUCAAAGACUGAAAGUGAAGUCAGCCCUUGAAAAAAAAAGCAGUUGUGAUGCAAACCUGAAUGUGAGACUAAACAACUGAACUGAGACUGAGCCUGCUGCAAAACCUGGAGAAAUUAAAUACACACCCAUGACAAGACCUGAGGGAAUGGCCUGAAUUUGUGUCAGGGGAGGUGUAGGUUGGAUAUCAGAAAAAGGUUCUUCACUCAGAGAGCAGAGGGUGCUUGGGCACAGGCUCCCCAGGGCAGUGGUCACAGCACCAGACAGAGUUUGAGAAGUGUUUGGACAAUGCUCUUGGGCACACGGUGUGACUCUUGGGGAUGGUGCUGUGCCUGGCCAGGGUUUGGACUUGAUGAUCCUUGUAGAUCCCUUCCAACUCAGUUUAUCCUGUGAUUAUGAACUGAAAAAGAACACACUUUCUAGUAAAUCUGGAUGAAUUUGUGCCACUGGGUAGAAUGGAAUUAGAAAUUCCUAAGACCAGAAAAAUCCCAAGAAAAAAUGUCAGUGCCUCUGCAACAGAUGGCAGGGUUCUUUUCCUUGAAGAUGAUGGUGAGGCCUUCAGAUCAGCCAAGUAAGGAACUGAACAGCUGCUGUCCAUUUUUAUGCCUCUGUGCUCAGUGCAUCCUAGGCUUCUGUAAUAGUUUUAAUUUUGACAACCGGGUGGAAACACUAAUUAAUGUAGUUGUUUCACAUUCGCUAAAUUCUGGUCUUAGUACUCACUCUUUUUCUGUGUGAGAGAGACUAGGAGAAAAACAAAGUAGGCUUAACCUUAAAAAUGAACAAAUAGUUUUAUUAACACACACUAAAAGAAUAGAAAAAGAAAGUUGGGGAAAAAAAUAAAACAGAAUGAAACUCUAAAAACACUCUUCCCUCCCAUUAGCAGGUUCCCAAGCUGCUUAUGGGUCAUGGGUCUUAGACUCUUGUAUGCUGGGGUGUCACCUUUUAAAGAUCAAUAACUCCAAAAGCAAAGGAUUCUUCAUCUCAAGGCACAGAGAUAUCUUCUCACUUCUUCACUGGCACAGAGGGCUUCUCAUCUCUAUCUCUGUUAAAGCAUCUUAUAGGAUUAAUAUUACAUAGUACAUUACCAACACCUUUGCUUAAAUCCACACACAAAUCUAAACAAUCAUCUCCCUAAAUGCUUAUCUUUCCCAUGAUGUAAAGGAAUGAUCUAAAUAUAGAGUUCAUUUCCAUGGCUCAAAUAAGAAUAGAGCAACCAACUCUUUAACCCCCUGUCCCAACAGUCUUUUCACUCUCACUCUACUGACUUCAUGCUGUUUUCUUCUUUAUGUUCACUCUGUCCUUUCUUACUCUCUCAGAGAAGGGCCAAGCUCUGGAAGCUUCAUGUUGCCAGGAAAGGGUUAAAUCUGCUCAAAGUCUUUGUCUCUCUCUCUCUGUAGCUGCUGGUGUUAGAUGUUCAAGGCCGCGCUGGUGAGGGAGGAAGAACUCACACAGAAACAUCAGAGAUCAGAGCACUCAGGCAGUCUGGAAUUACAAAAAAACCCAGGCAGGAUCAUAAAUGCCUUUUCAGCCCACCCCUUGGUGUAAAUCGGGGCGGCCUCAGCCUAAAUGGUGCCCAUAGCUCUUAUCAGGGGCCCAGCAGAGAUCUCUCCCUGCUCCAAGGAAGUUUGGAGAAAGUAGUUGUUGUAAAGCAGCAACCUCUCCUCCACCCCCCACACCCAGGAGCCGAUGGAAUCCGGCCAGGCCUCAGGCCAGCUCCCCACAAAAGGGAGGAGCAGCAGGCUCAACUCGAUGUUACCUGUCUCUCUCUGGCCAAAGAAAAGAAAGAAAAGACCCACCUACAGGAAAUCAAGGGGUUUUAUAUGGUACUUCCCAAAGUCAUAGCCAACAAUUUUCAGUGGUCAAAACAGAUGCCAAUAUUCCAGCUAACCCUCUGAUAGGUCCCUGUCCUUUCUAAAGCAAUUCCCAGGUCCUGACCCAGAGAAUCAUUCUACAUUCCUCUAUAACUAAAAAACCAAACUGUACUAACCCAUGACAGCUUCUCAGCAUAUGGACUGUCUGGUUUGCAAUUCUAAGGCUCUUGAUUCUCCCUGUGCAGUGAAACAGAGUACCUAUUAAAUCAUGUGGAUGAACAACAUAAAAUGUCUCAGUUCUUUAUUGGGUCUGUUUUAGAAACUACUUGGAAAUUUGUGGAGAGCCUUAAUUGCAGGUCUGUUAUUCUGUAAUGAUGUGAACAUUGGAAAAGAUGAGCAGUCACAUCUGGAGCCCGUACUUUACCCACAUGUUCAGCUUCAAACACAUCAUGAGUUAUAGUAAUCCAGGGUGGAGGUCACAGACAAAUAGAUUGUUUGUCAGGAUUGUUACAAGAGAGAGAAAAACAUAGAGCCAGAAUAAAAAAAAAAAUGCAAACCCCAACCCAGUGUUUAUGUGCCAAAGUUGCCACCUGGGGUGAAUUUAGUUCUGUGGGUCCAGGUGAGCAAUCCCUAUAAAAUCCUUGUUUAUUUGUAGUGUGACUGAGAAUCCUGAGACAUCUUACGUUCUGCCUACUGACAUUUUUUAGAUGUGUAAAAUGCUGCUGCUCUGCUUUCCUGUGCUGGCAUAAUUUUGACUAUGCAGAACAUUUUGACACCUAAUCUCUGGCUUCACAAAAUAAGCAUCUAUUGCUUUUAAUAGCAAAGGUUAAUCCAAUAGCUAUGCCAUGAGCGUGCAUCAUUCACAUAGGCAGCAUUGAAUUCAGGACAUAGUAAAACAGCUAAGACUAUACCCCUUCAAAAACAUGUCAAGACGUGGGAUGAGGCUCUUCAGUGCUUCUGACUUCCUAAACCUUUAUGCUUAUAUUUAGAGUGGUGUCUGCUCCAUCACAAGUGGUACCUGCUCUUUUAGUCCCUAUCACUGUCCCCAAGUGAAUACAUCGCUGUCACUUCACCCUGAAGUAGCACCCUGGCUGUGGAGGGCUUGCAUCCAGGGGUUUGGCUUCUGUGGGCAGGUGUUCUUAUCACUGUGUCAUUAUAAAAAUUAUAAGUCAUGAUAUUACAUUGUUAAAGGCAUGACUAGUCUGCUUUGUUGGAGGAGAAGUUGAUCAGUUCCAGUAGUAUGGGCAUAAUCAUUCUUCAGUGCCUUCCAGAACACAGCAAUGACAUAGAUCCCAUACGGUUCUAAUGUUUUCCAGAAGCAGCUUGCUUUUGUAGUUUAAACUUUUAUGUAUUCAGGCAACUUGGCUCUGGACCAGCACUUUAAUGGUUCAUUUUCAUGUAUAACCAGAGCUUAUGAAAUAAGAACUAAAUAUUGUAGUGUUGUGAAUAAGUCCAGAGAGGCUUUGGCUAAUUUUCCUCUUUUAAUAGUGUCAUUUGAGUUCAUAAAACUUUUAUUAUUGUAUUAAGGAGUCACAAAAUGAAGACUACAAGUCUGUGAGGUAAAAUUCUUCUUUUUGGGAUUGGUGCUGUUGAAAUGAAGUAAUUCUUAUCCAAAGAGUUAUUGUGAAUGUAUAAGAUCUGCCUGCUUUUUCACUGAGUUUGUUCUAAGGGGUUGAAAUAUUGUUUAGAUACUGUGAUAUCAGAAAAUCAGUGCUUUCUGCCAUUGAAUUUUUCUGUGAUUUCUAGCACUGCCUUAAAUUCUCUUCAUUGACUGUGAAGUAUCUAGAAAAGUAUCUAAAGAGGUAUAAGAGUGGCAAGAAGUAAAUGAAUUCCAGUUCUUGGCUUGCUGAUCAAUGCUUUUGCUAUGUUAUAUUUUUGAAGGUUAUUUUUCUCUGCAGUCCUGCUGUAAUGCAGUUGAUCUUCAUUGCUGCAAUAACACAGCAGGCAGAAGGACUACAGCCAAAUUCAACUUAGUCCUGUGAAACCAAUGUCAAAGAGAUGAUAUGUUUGUCAAGGAAUUGUCAUGUAUCCACCUGGUUAAAUGUAUUUGUGAUUUUGCAAUAUGUGGUGUUAAAGCUGAAAUAAAACCUGUCUCACUGUUUAAUGAAACUGAUAUGCUCGUGUAUUAUGCCAGAUUCAGCAGCUCUGACUAACCAGCUCGUGCAUACAGACUUCGCAAAUAUAAGCCGUCACUAACA
Molecule: messenger RNA, 7276 nt
Organism: Hirundo rustica (Barn swallow)
Lineage: Eukaryota; Metazoa; Chordata; Aves; Passeriformes; Hirundinidae
Gene: HMGCLL1
Product: 3-hydroxymethyl-3-methylglutaryl-CoA lyase like 1
Exons: 9
Coding region: 57-1085 (342 amino acids)
Biological process (GO): L-leucine catabolic process; ketone body biosynthetic process
Cellular component (GO): endoplasmic reticulum; cytosol
Molecular function (GO): hydroxymethylglutaryl-CoA lyase activity
Source: RefSeq, a predicted model, not a curated record